AUGUCCCUCAAUGAGAUCAAGGGUCGGCUUGCCCUCAUCACCGGCGCAUCGGGAGGAAUCGGGGCAGCCUGCUCACACCAGCUUGCCCAACAUGGAGUCCAUCUCGCAUUAACAUACGCGACCAAUCUAACCGCCAUGAAUGCGCUGGUGGCCGAAUUGCAGAGCAAAUACGCCGAGAACAAGCUCCGCAUCUCGAUCCACAAGGUGGACGUCGGCUCUGCUGACGAUAUUGAGACAAUGUUUCAGCAAAUCGACACAGAGCACGGCCAUCGACCUGAUAUCCUGGUGUCGAAUGCCGGUUACGGAAAACGAGUACCCAAUAUUUGGGACUGCACCCUUGAGGAAUUCGACUACACUCUCCAAGUCAAUCUGCGCGCAUCUUUCAUUUUGGUCAAGGGUGUUGUAGAGCGCAUGAAGAGCCAGAAUUGGGGCCGUAUUGUGUUUAUGUCCUCGAUUGCUGCUCAAGGCGGAGGUAUCAAUGGAUGCCAUUACGCCGCCUCCAAAGGUGGCUUGACCGGCAUGAUGAAAAACCUUUCUACCCGCCUGGCUGAGUUCAAUAUCAGUGUUAAUGAUGUCGCUCCUGCCAUGAUCGGGGACACCGGGAUGAUUCCUAAUGCUGCGGCUAUUCCUGAGGUGGCGGCUGGUAUUCCCAUUGGUCGUCUUGGGACGCCCGAAGAGACGGCUAAUGUUGUGACUAUGCUUGUGAAAACGGGCUACAUGACUGGCCAGAGUCUUUUGCUGGCUGGAGGCUUAAAAUGA
Molecule: messenger RNA, 759 nt
Organism: Penicillium soppii
Lineage: Eukaryota; Fungi; Ascomycota; Eurotiomycetes; Eurotiales; Aspergillaceae
Product: SDR family NAD(P)-dependent oxidoreductase
Exons: 3
Coding region: 1-759 (252 amino acids)
Molecular function (GO): oxidoreductase activity, acting on the CH-OH group of donors, NAD or NADP as acceptor
Source: RefSeq, a predicted model, not a curated record